GAGGAAGAGGAGAAGCAGAAGGAAGAAGAGGAGGUGUGUGUGAAUGCAGCCAUGGCCUGUGCCCUCUGUCCAUAAAGAAGCUGCACAUCGGAGAAGACACCAAAGGAGACAGAGACGACCAGCAGGAUGAAACUGUGGGGGAGGUCAGCUUGGCCUUGGCAGGUGGCCUUUCUUGUUACCUUGGUGAUGCUCUGCGUUGACCCAGUGUCUGCCGGCAACCGUAACCAUCGGGGACCGACAGUAUCCUACCAGGUGAAGCAGGGGACAUGUGAGGUGGUGGCUGUUCAUCGCUGCUGCAAUAAGAAUAAGAUCGAGGAGCGCUCUCAAACCGUCAAGUGUUCCUGUUUCCCGGGGCAGGUCGCCGGCACCACCAGAGCCAGACCCUCCUGUGUGGAAGCCUCCAUUGUAGCCCAGAAGUGGUGGUGCCAGAUGCAGCCGUGUAUGGAUGGAGAGGAGUGUAAAGUCCUACCUGACCUGACUGGCUGGUCCUGCAGCACCGGCAACAAAGUCAAAACCACCAAGGUCACACGAUAGCAAGAGAGCCACUGAGCCACGAGGAAACCUGAAACUUUCCAUGUGGAAAGGAUGGAUGACUCACACAUAUUUACUGUACGAUGGGGAAAACUAUCAUGGAAGGGACUGCUGUCAAGAUAUCCAUCUCAAAGCAAUGGGAUAAAAUGUACUCGUCGCAAACUGUGUACACUCGGCCAUGUGGAGCCAAACAUACAGCGUAUUUACUGUGCUGGUUGUUGAGACCAGUGGACUGCAAUCAGGGUACAUCUGGACAACAAAGGGACUCUUAUUUUCCAAUAACGGACAGUGUGGAUUGAUUUAAAAUGGUUGAAUCCAAACGCCAAUUAAGCAUUUCAAAGUAUAUAUUUCAACAAAGCAUUUGUGGAUGAGUGUGAGGUGUGAACUGAAAGCUGUGCUGAGAGUGUCGCUGGACACAAUCCAGGCCUGUUGUCGAAGUGUAGAAGCUAUAGUGGAAACGGUGGAGAUGAUUUGGGAGGAGUGAAGCAGCAGCUCAUAACUAGCAAAUAGCAAAUUAGCAUCAAAUAGCUCUUGUGGGUCAAGUCACUACCAUGAAGACUGUUUUGCGGGAGUCAUUUUGCAGUUCUAAUUAGGAAUUGCAGUAGGAUCAUAACAACAUAUUAAAAAUUCAUGUAAGAUAUUUGCACUAGUCGAAACCAUUGGGGAAUGUUUUGUUUUUCUAGAUAUCGCCCAUGUUUUGCUGUGGAUGUCACAUGAAAUUGAAGGUGAGCAUUUUGUAAAAUGUCUGACACUUGAAGUAGAUAAAUAUGUAUAUCACAAUCCAGUAAAUUUGAGUAGUUAUUGAUUAAAAAUGACUCAGACUAUCGAGCUUCGCUUACAUACAGCUUGGAACAAUAUGAACUAGCAAAGUGUGAUUCAUCAUUUGUCUCUCUCUCUUCUUCUUUUUUUUUUUUUUAGCCCAGAGACAUUUCCAAGCUCAGCCUUCAAAGUUAUAUAUCUUUGAUCUAUUAUACUCAGUCUGUGACAUCUCUUAUGUUAACUGUUAAAAGGAGGCCCAUAAAUGUUCAAACAAGGAGGA
This is a messenger RNA of Acanthochromis polyacanthus (spiny chromis), 1570 nucleotides long. It is a transcript of the gene tafa4b, whose product is annotated as TAFA chemokine like family member 4b. Gene Ontology annotation, molecular function: receptor ligand activity. Bases 127 to 534 code for a protein of 135 amino acids. The transcript has 5 exons. NCBI's taxonomy places the organism in Eukaryota, Metazoa, Chordata, Actinopteri, Pomacentridae. The record is from RefSeq and is a predicted model, not a curated record.